Aspergillus nomiae NRRL 13137 is the source of this 1428-nucleotide messenger RNA. Its product is annotated as HET domain-containing protein. The record is from RefSeq and is a predicted model, not a curated record. Lineage: Eukaryota; Fungi; Ascomycota; Eurotiomycetes; Eurotiales; Aspergillaceae. The coding region runs from base 1 to 1428 and encodes 475 amino acids. The transcript is spliced from 2 exons.
AUGUCCCAAUACACAUAUUCUCGACUCCCGCCGAGGUCGGACACAAUUCGCAUGCUUCGCCUCCUGCCAAGCGAAGACAACACGACUCAAAUCCAAUGCCAGCUGGUCAACUACACCCUACCAAGCACAGGUACGGGAUAUCACCCAUAUGAGGCGUUAUCGUAUGUAUGGGGUAGUGAGAGCACCCCUCAGUCCAUUCGUAUUGAUGGCCAGAUUCUAUCCGUGACAAAGAACCUCUAUACUGCAUUACUGCAUCUUCGAGAGCACCAGCUUGAGCGCCUGCUCUGGAUAGAUGCGAUCUGUAUCAACCAGGAAGACGAGGAGGAAAAGUCCCAGCAAAUUCAGUUCAUACCGACGAUAUAUGAUCAGGCGAGCCAUGUCAUUGUUUGGCUCGGAGAAACAGCUGAUCAGAGUGAUAAAGCCCUUGAAGUAAUUCGUCUUGCUGGCGAUGACGAUACUCGCAGUCGCUGGCGUAGAAUCAUGGGGAAGGAAAUACGUCGACAAACCACUCGGCCAAAAGGAUAUAUCCCCGAUCAGGAUGACGAGAUCUAUUCAGCCGUUGAGAGGCUACUAGAACGACCUUGGUUUCGGCGCAUUUGGGUGCUCCAGGAGGUUCACGCUGCGCGAUCUAUUCUGGUUAUGUGUGGCCACGAUAAGAUCAAUGGCUAUUCCUUUUGGUUGGGCUUGAGCCUUUUUAGAUUAUAUAUGGACAAACCCAAUUUACAGAGCCUGGUUGGUUCGAUUACACAUCUUCUAAGGGGCUCGAUCUUCCGAUCUGAAUAUACUACACGUCCGCGUGGAACACUCACUCUAGGCGAAUUGAUUGACAUGUAUCAUACCCGAGCGGCGACCAAGAAGCACGAUAAAGUGUACGCAUUGCUUGGCAUGAGUUCCGACACCCCUCUGGUACCUGAUUAUAAGCUUCCAUGGGACAGCGUGUUCCAGCAGGUCAUCACUUAUACUUUCUCAGGAAAAGGAUCUGUGCAAAUCUGGCCCCACUGUGAUUUGGCUCUGAUUCGAACCAGGGGCUAUAUACUGGGUGAAGUAUACAGGGUGGAAAGUGAUACAAAUCGAUAUGACAGACAACGGGUGUUCAUCGAGAAUUUUGCGCUACGGGCGAAUUCCUGGGAGUAUCGCCCAUUGCUUCUGGGCGCAGCAAUCGAUGUAUGGACACUCCAUGUUUCAGCAAAGCCUGUUCAGGAUGGUGACAUUAUGUGUCUUUUGGAGGGAGCUUCAAAGCCGAGUAUCAUCAGGUUUUACAAUGGCUAUCUCGUUUUUAUCAUAGUCCACGCUACUCCUCUGCAUGAGUGGGAAUGUGAGAUUAAGAAUUGGCAUGAGGCGUUCGAGGCUCUGCGUUCAAAGAACAGCCCCAUCCGCGAUAUGUCUCUCAUCUGGGAGUGGGCAUAUUCAGGGAACCUGGAUGGAUGA